AUGGACUGUUUAAGUCCUAUUACCAAAAUUGAAGGAUGUCUUCGAGAUAUCGCAAACGAAAGAGGAAUUAGGGCGACAGAAUAUUUUAUAGAUUAUGAUAAGCUGCGUCAUGGCAAAAUAUCUGAGGACGUUUUCUUCAGAAUCUUAGACAGAAACUUUGGUUUUAUUGCCAACGAUGAGCAAAAAAAGCAUAUUAUUAAGAAGUUUGGCGAUGGUACUUUUAUCAACUGGAGGAAGUUUGCUAGUUGCAUCGAUCCUAAAAUAGAGGAAAAUGACGUUUCUAUUUUUCCACAAAACCAGAUAGCUGAGUUUAACAGAAAUCACUACGGGUGUAUGUCUAAAGAUUCCAUUGAAGAUAAUGAAACAUUCAGACCCAUUAUAUCGCGGAUAAAUCAAUUUAUUAAAUACAAAGGCAUUGUGCUUCGUGAAUGUUAUAGAGAUUUUGACCCUCUAAACUCAGGAAAGUUCUUUCGCAACUUUCCGGGUCCUGCAGACAUAAAUGAAGCUGAAAUAUGCGCUCUUGCUAAACGAUACUCUGUACCGAAUCGUCCGGGAAUGGUAGACUAUAGACGCCUUGAAAACGACAUUAUCGAUCUUGAUCAAGCAGAAAAAGUUGCUAAACAUGGAGUCCCUAUCGUGGAAAAGAACCCAGAUACACAUAUUUUUGACAAAACAGAACUUGAAACGCCGUCAGUUCAGCAGCUUCUAGAACGCAUCGCAUUUGUUGCGUACCGUCAAGGAAUCCGGUUUAGGGAUUUUUUUCGAGAUUUCGAUCCGUUAAGGCGUAACGAAGUCACCGAGCACCAAUUUAACCUAGUACUCGGUCGAGCACUGGAGAGGUCUGUAAAGCUUCAGCCCACCGAUAUUCAAAAGCUCGCAAAUUACUUCCGAUCCAAAAAAAAUAAAUUCAUGAUUUCGUAUCAAGGUUUUUGUGAAGAGGUAGAUUUGCCCCUUCAUGAAAUGGACUUGUGCAAGGCACCUCUUGUGCAACCAUUGGUUCCCAACACAGGAGCAACUUCGAGGCCAUUGCAAGCACUGAGUGAGGAUGACGAGGUAAAGGUCUCCGAGACAAUCAAGCGUCUAAGAACAAAAGUUCGCAGUGAAAGAAUUCCAACAUAUCAAUAUUUCCAGGACUUCGACGCGGGGACAGCUCUGACUCAGGUAGUGACGCCCAACCAAAUGGCGAGGAUUUUCAGCUUCCUCAAACUAGACGUAACCUGGGAGGAGUGUCAACGCUUGAGUCGCAAAUUCGCAGACGCCGCCACCGACCUCGUGAAUUACGCCGCGCUCUGCCAAGCCAUCGACCCCUUCUGCAAGAUCGCGAAGCGCGUGAAGUGCUACGCUGACGCGGACCCACAGCCUCAACCGCCGCCGCGCAUCGGCGAGUUUCCCAAACCCCGAGAUCGCGCCAACUGGGACGCCUUGUCGACGCCGAAGGCUCUGUCUGUCGGCGACAACGUCCCCGCCGAUGUACUGAUGUCACGGAUCCGUCACCUCGUGCUGGUGAACCGGAUCCAGCUGAAGAAGUACUUCGAGGACUUUGAUAAUCUGCGCAGUGGACGCGUGAGUCGGUCGCAGUUCGAGCGGGCGCUGUCCGUGGCGGGAAUCACUCGUGUUGGCAUGCACGACUUAACUCCGGCCCAGGUUGAAACAUUGGCCAAUGCGUAUGCCUGGACGCCCGAUCCUUCAAGGGUGAAUUGGAGGAGAUUUGUCGGCGAUGUUGAUGCAGUCUUUACGGCACCCGAAAUCGAACAGAACCCUCUCUGCCAAGUCGUUCCGUCUGCAACAUUCGUUGCGCCGAAACCGGGUACUGGAGAUUGGGACUCGGCCACCGAGGAGAUGAAGGACCGCUGUGGGUGUGCCAUGCGUCACCUUCGCCGCAACAUCACUGAACGCCGCGUGGACAUGAAACCAGAAUUCCAGGCAUUUGACAAGAUAAAUCGGGGCCACGUGAAGGUGCAUAACUUCAAGCAGAUCAUAUCGAGCCUCAGAUUCCACCUACCUGACGACCAGCUCGAUGCGGUGAUUGCCAAGUACGCGGACGACUACGGAUUCAACUACCGCAGAUUCCUCAACGACAUCGAUCCGCCGGCUGAGGAGUCGUUGCACUACGAGUAUCCGAAGAGAAUCAAACGGCUGCGCGAAGCCUUCAACGAACAGCAGAAACCCCAUGAAAGCGAGCCGGUAGUCCGUGAUGUGGUUGGUGUGAUGGACUACAUUAAACGCGAGGUAACACGAAGUGCCCAUGCUGUUGGUGAAAUUGAUGUUUUUCACCAACGAAUACGGCUGUCUGAAUGGUUUCGUGAUUACGAUCCCCUGCGUCACGGCAAGAUCUCGCGACAGCAGUUUAGGCGGGCUAUGAACCUGCUCCCGAUUCCGCUAAAAGAAACCGAAUUUAACUGCAUCGAGCACUAUUAUAAAGCCGACGAUCCGAAUGACGUACGUUGGAAGGACUUCUGCGAUGAAAUCGAGUUGAUAUUUUCCACACCGCUUCUGGAAAAGGAUCCCCUGAAGCAGCCUGACGUCUACCAGUCGGAGAGUGCCGUUUCAAGGAACCACCUACCCACAGAAGUCGCCGAAGCCGCUGAUCGAGCUAUAAAGAAAAUUGGCAACAGGGCGCGUUCAAAGCGGACACAGCUGACCCAGUGGUUCAACGACUACGACAAGACGCAUCGCAUGACGCUGAGUCAGAAUCAAUUUCGCCGGGUGCUGCAUAACCUCGGCCUGGCGGAGGACAUCAGCAAGCACGAGUGGGACGCUCUCUACGCGCGCUACCGCCACCCAGUUGGGCUCAUUGACGACGUCGACUACCUCGCCUUCGCAGAUGACGUAUUUCGUCUAGCCGGAAUGGCGUAUCGGGUGCCUUAG
This is a messenger RNA of Mesocestoides corti, 2868 nucleotides long. The record is from the annotation of a GenBank genome assembly. NCBI's taxonomy places the organism in Eukaryota, Metazoa, Platyhelminthes, Cestoda, Cyclophyllidea, Mesocestoididae.